Zychaea mexicana is the source of this 864-nucleotide messenger RNA. Its product is annotated as ribosomal protein L5 domain-containing protein. Gene Ontology annotation, biological process: translation. Lineage: Eukaryota; Fungi; Mucoromycota; Mucoromycetes; Mucorales; Lichtheimiaceae. The transcript is spliced from 2 exons. The coding region runs from base 1 to 864 and encodes 287 amino acids. Gene Ontology annotation, cellular component: cytosolic large ribosomal subunit; ribosome. The record is from RefSeq and is a predicted model, not a curated record. Gene Ontology annotation, molecular function: RNA binding; structural constituent of ribosome.
AUGGCUUUUGCUCUACGGAGUGCUGCUCAAAGAGCUGCGCGUACUAUUUCGUCAACAACAGCAACAGCACCACGACGAGCACUUUUCUCGACCACGCAAUGCGCUGCUUCUUCGUCUCACGGAUUGUUGCGUUUGAAAGAAUAUUAUGACAGCACGCUUUCUGAAGACCUCAUGAUCUUGACAUACGAUCACGCUCGUGCAGCGCCCUCGACGUACAAGUAUCCCGACGUUCAAGUACAAAUCGACCGUGCGCUGGCCGCAACCAACGCUGAUUCGGAAGCAGUAGCAUCAACGGAAGAAAACACGACCGUGACACCCGAUGCUGUACGUACACGAAAAGGUGGCAAACCCGUCAAACCUAUUCAGCCUCCCAAGAGCGCCAGCACGAUUCCUGGUCUCGAUAAAAUCACAUUGCACGCCAUGGUCAAGGACGCCAUUCACAGCAAGCAUAAUUUGCUGUCUGCAUUUAUGGCCUUCCAGAGUAUCACGUCGGUACGUCCUGAAGUUGUGUAUGCUCGCACUUCGGUCGCCAACUGGAAAUUACGUGAGGGCAUGCCGAUUGGUGUCAAGGUGACGUUACGCGGUGAGGAAAUGUAUCAGUUUAUGGACAAGUUGGUGGAAAUCGUGCUGCCACGUUUAAAAGAAUGGCCUGGACUUCAGCUGACUGCUGGUGACGGUAAUGGUAACAUUGCCCUUGGCUUCCCCGCCUCGGCAUUGGCGCUCUUCCCCGAAAUCGAAGGCUCCUUCGACGUCUAUCCCAAGAUGACCGGCUUCGAUGUCAUUUUCAACACAACUGCAUACACCAAUACCGACGGUCGGUUGCUUCUUUCCGGCUUCUCUGUGCCGUUCAAGACCAAGAACUGA